Molecule: messenger RNA, 3848 nt
Organism: Staurois parvus
Lineage: Eukaryota; Metazoa; Chordata; Amphibia; Anura; Ranidae
Source: the annotation of a GenBank genome assembly
AUGCCGGGACUGAUGAACCGCUUCACCGGGGCCCCUGCCCCUGACAACCUCAGAGAUCAGCGCCUGUGUCAGCGGCUACGCCCUGGGGAUGACGGCGUCACUUACCUACAGCAACCCUGACAGCCAGUCAGCGGAAGCUCUGUUCGUCUUCCCCUCUGAACGAACACACGGUGGUGGUGGGAUUUGAGGCCGUCAUCUGCAGACGAAUCAUCACCGUCCAGAUCAAGGACAAGGCCAAGAUGGACGAAUCGUACUACGACUACUGCAGCAUGUCCAGCGGGAGGCUGCUGGAGGGCAAAUGGGCGGAUUCUGCUGGACGAAGACCUGGAAAGGAUAAUUUUUGUGGCCAAUCUGGGGGUGGUGCCGGCUCAGGAGAGCGUGUCUGUGCUGAUCAGUACAUCCUCGGAGCUGCCCACACUCUCCAGCGGGGCUGUCAGGGUCCUGGUCCCCCCCGUCUGCGUUCCCAGGGUGACGCAAAGCACCUCUGACAGCGCCUUAGCCGCCGUGACCCCAUUGAGAUUGAGGGAGGUUGGUCUGGCCGGAGGCACCAAGAAGCUCUGCCUGGCAACUUUAUUGGAGACAGAAGCGGUGAACACCAUCGAGUAUGAACUCACCUUCCACCUGGAGAUCCGAGCUCCGUACCUCCUGGCGGGUGUGGAGAGUCCCACCCAUGAGAUCCGCGCCGACGCUGACCCCCUCUGCUCCUUCCGCCAAGAGCAUCAUGAUCACCCUGGCCAACAAGCACACCUAUGACCGUCCAGUGGAAAUCCUCAUCCACCCCAGCGAGCCUCACCUACCGCACAUCCUGAUGGAGGAGGGCGACAUGACCCCCUAUGAGUACGAGCAAUUCCUCAGAGGGAAGAGCGACUUCAUCCGAGGAACCAAAAAGGAUCCCAGUGCAGAGAAAAAAAAGACGGAGAUCAUCCGCAAGCGCCUGAUCAAGGAUAUCUGUCACAACCCCGUGGUGAUGUUAAACUUCUGCCCGAACCUUCAGACGCCGCAUACCGACCUCAGCAAAACGCAGGGAGAGUUCAUCUUCCUUAUCGACCGCAGCGGCAGCAUGAGCGGCGUUAACAUCGCCAGGGUCAGGGACGCCAUGCUGGUCAUUCUGAAGAGUCUCAUGCCGACUUCCCUCUUCAACAUCAUUGGAUUUGGAUCGACAUUCAAGUCUCUGUUCCCCAGCAGCCAGAGCUACAAUGAGGAAAGUCUGGCCAUCGCCUGCGAAAGUGUCAAGAAGCUGCGGGCCGACAUGGGCGGGACCAACAUCUUAUCUCCUCUGAAUUGGAUCCUCAGACAGCCGGUGUGUCGGGGUUACCCGCGUCUCCUCUUCCUGCUCACCGAUGGCGCCGUCAGCAACACGGGGAAGGUCAUCGAGCUGAUCCGCCACCAUUCCUCCUUCACCCGAUGCUACAGCUUCGGGAUUGGUCAGAACGCCUGCCGCCGACUGGUACAGGGCGUGGCCAGCGUGUCCAAAGGGAGCGCCGAGUUCCUGGUGGAAGGGGAGAGGCUACAGCCGAAGAUGUUGCAGUCCCUGAAGAAGUCGAUGGCUCCGGUCCUCAGUGACGUCACCGUAGAAUGGGUUUUCCCAGAAUGCACCGAGGUGCUCAUCUCUCCGGUCAGUUCCAGCUUCCUGUUCCCGGGGGACCGGCUGGUGGGCUACGGCGUUGUGUGCAACACCUCGCGCUACCUCUCCAAUCCGCGCACCGACAAGAGGCGGAGAUACAGCAUGAUGCGCUCCCAGGAAUCGGGAAGUUCCGUCUUCUUCCAGUCGCAGGAUUCGUCCGGGAGUAGCGGGUCGAGGGGCCACCAAGAUGGGUGGACUUCCGUCAGAACACAGCACGGAAUUCCUGAACGCUAAAGAAGACCUGUCUGGAGAACACGACGGUGCCUCUGAUUGCAGCUUCCAGCGCCGGGCGUACAGCACCAGCCAGAUUGCUGAUCACCAGCCCAUGCCAAGAGUCCACACCGCCAGCGACCCCAGCUCCGUCCAGGAGAAGAGCCCACCCUGCCGGAUACAGAUCACGGACAAUGCAGACCUUCAGGAGUCACAGUCCUCUUUGUCCGUCAGUCCGUUUGUCAGCACCACAAAGAUUAGGGGUGCCGGCGCCCGGCGUCCGUCUCUGCUUCAGCAAAGCUGCCUGUCAUUCUGCCAUGAUGGGGAGUGCCCACUGACCCCCGAGGCGGUAAAACCAUUCAACACAGGAAGCCCCUCCACCCAGCAUGAGACCUCCCUCUCUCUGAAAUCCUCUUCCGACAGCCAGCCGUUCAGCAGCCCGGGCGAUCUGGAUUGCCACCACCCUUGCUUCACCUUCGAGACGGAAAUGGCCUCCGAGUCUAUAAGCCAAGACCUGGUGCCUGGGAACCGCAGCCCGGCCACCCACCCCCCGUCCGCCUGCAAAGCUGUGGUCAGGGGCCUAAGGGGCAACCAGCCAGUCCAGUGGGAGAUCGCCUUCGACGUCCAUGAGCUCUUCAGAGAGCGCGAAAACCGAGACGACGACGAGAGCGACUUGUGGAACGAGACCUUCCACCACCUGGCCGCCAAAUCCAUCAUCCGAGAUUUCGAGCAGCUGGCGGAGAGGGAGAGCGAGAUCGAACACGGAAUUGGGCGAAGAUUCCAGCUGAACGCCAUCAACGCCAGCAAAGCCUGCAACGUCAUCAGCAAGUACACGGCUUUCGUCCCCGUCGACCUGAGCAGCAACUCGUACCUGCCCAGCGUUGUGGAGUACGCCAACACAGGUGCCGCACUUAAGCAGGGUUCCCAGAGGAGCCUGAGCUCCGGAAGUCGCCGCCUACGAGGAUUCUCCAUCGGCCUCGGGCGCUCCCAGUCGACAUGUGUGUCGGAACCAACGGAGGAACGAUUUUUCAAUGUGGAUGAGACCGCGACCUCGCCCUGCACAACGCCCAUUUCCUCCGGAUGGGAGCGAUGCAGCUUUCCACAAGGUGCCCCACGUAGUCCUUCCGUUUCCUCCUCCCAUUCUCAGAGGUCCAUAGAAAGUCUCUUUGCUGCCAGGCUGUCUCUGAACAAGACCCGUCUCCUGACCCGCGCAGCAAAGGGAUUUAUGAUCAAAUCUCCAGGGAAAGGCAGCGAGGAGAGUGAGAACGAGAAGAACAUCGAUUAUUUACCUCUGGUCACUCUGCAGUUGGCUUGUGGAGGCUUCCUGCUCAACCAGGCCUUUGCUGAUGCUGCAAAUAUCCCAAUGGACAAACUCAAGUGGACGUCCCCUUUCAGCAGUCACCGCGCUGCCCUAAGCCCGAUGUCUCACGGUUCUCCAUCUCGAAAGGACACCAACCCUCCUGCGGGCACAUGCCAGCUGCUGCCGCCGGAAGAUGACCUCCAUGCCACAGUGAACGGGUUCGGAGAGGAUGUCGGCCAACAAACGAGAACGCGGCACUUAUCAAGCAGUGCCUUGGAUAGCCCUUCUCGCUCUUCAAAGAUGAACAAUGAACUGUCCCUCCCCGUCCUCCCUAUCCGUCGGUUCUCUUCUCCCGAUAGUGUGCAGGACACCUCCUCUAUCCACACAGACAGCGGUUUGGGGUCAGAGUCUGACGGCACCGAGGUGCAGUCGUGGAUGGAGAGCAUAGAGGAGCAACGCAAGUCGCAUCCAGAAAGCAUGAUCUGGGCUACUGCCGUGGCCCUGGCCUGGAUGGAGAAUAACUCCGCAGCCUAUUUCACAGAGUGGGAGCUUCUAGCCUCCAAAGCUGACAGGUGGUUGUGUAAGCAGCAGAUCCCAGAGGGACGCACCUUGGCCACGGUCAAAUCCGCGGCUCAGCAGCUCUUUGUCUUGCUCCGGCACUGGGACGAGAACCUGCAGUUCAAUGUCCUGUGCUACAAUCCCAGCAGUGUGUAG